GGGGGACCGGAUUAUGCCUCCGCCACGCGGCCCCGUCAAUCCAAGAAAGAAGUUCGGGGUGAAGCCGGGUUUCAGCAUGUUGGUGGGAUAGAGAGCAGUCUCAUCCUUUCCCUCUCUUCCAUGACAGUCCUUUGUAGAACGACCUUUGGGACUACAGCAGCACAGCUGUCUACUGCAGUAGCCUGUCUACUGUUGUACGCCCACUGCAGACAAGCCCCCACGGCACAUCCACCGCCUAGCGAUAGCAUUCCUGCGGGCGUGAUGGUUCUCCCCCGGUGCUAUGCGUGUGACAAAAUAGGCUACCUUCGCACACAAUCUCAAACCCACACUCGCUGCUUGCUCCUGCGGUAGGUUACGUGCUGAUGUGCUGUACCCCUCCCCUUCGCUCGAAGAGGGCGGCAGGUCAGGUUGCACCCAGCCCCGACGCGCCGCAAGCCUGACAGAAUUUCGAUCCCCCGGAAUCCGGCCUGCUGCACCGCUUUUCUUGAUUUUCGUCUCCUGCUGCCCUUGUUGCUUCUCUGUCAAACAACGUCAGGAUUGGAACCUACUGAAGGGAAGGGCUAAAAACUUGGCGGGGAGAGACGAGGCGGGCAUGCGAGGGAUCACGAAGGCCGAAGUGCGGCAGCACAACACGCAACACGACUGCUGGUCCAUAUUCAGAGGCAAAGUCUACAACUUGACUCCAUUCCUUCACUACCAUCCCGGAGGAAUUCCGGAGAUCAUGAAGGGGGCCGGCAGGGAUUGCACCGCUCUGUUCGACAAGUAUCACCGUUGGGUGAACUUCGACGGCCUUGUGGGGAACCUCUACCUCGGACCCUUAGUGACGGAGAAAGAGCUAGAGGCAUCCUCGGGGGAUGGAGGGGGUAAAGAGGCUGCCGAAGCUACUGGGGAGGCUGAAGCCAAAGACGAGGCCACAGCUGCAGGGAAGGAAGGGGGUGAUGGCGAUGUUGAUGGUGUUGCUGGGGGGGAUGUUGGUAAAGUGGCGGUGGCGUUAGAGCAGAUGUCUACGGCGGGAAGACAGGAGUUAGACAGAGCAGAAUCAACAGGCCCGGCGGUAUGAUGAUGGGUCUGGUGUGGACAUGUUUUUUGCGGUCGAGACAUGGAUCGUGGAUUGGUAGUUUUCCUGGUCAAGAAGGUGUGACGUGCAUCAGGUUCCUCGAUUUAGGUAGGACGAUUGAUCUACGCUUCAUAUGCCUUGUCUCUUUUGUCGAUUUGAUACAUGUCACCGUCGAGUUUUGGCCGGCGCUAAGAUACGUAUCAGUUAU
Messenger RNA from Ectocarpus siliculosus, 1265 nucleotides. NCBI's taxonomy places the organism in Eukaryota, Phaeophyceae, Ectocarpales, Ectocarpaceae. The record is from the annotation of a GenBank genome assembly.